Molecule: messenger RNA, 2268 nt
Organism: Papilio polytes (common Mormon)
Lineage: Eukaryota; Metazoa; Arthropoda; Insecta; Lepidoptera; Papilionidae
Product: zinc finger protein 568-like
Exons: 10
Coding region: 322-2250 (642 amino acids)
Biological process (GO): regulation of DNA-templated transcription
Cellular component (GO): nucleus
Molecular function (GO): RNA polymerase II cis-regulatory region sequence-specific DNA binding; DNA-binding transcription factor activity, RNA polymerase II-specific; zinc ion binding
Source: RefSeq, a predicted model, not a curated record
CGAUAAUUGGAGAAUUUAAAAUAAAGUUAGGAAUUUUUAACUCAAAGUCACACUGUCAAUGUCAAAAAAAAAGAUUCUUGUUGGACUAUACCAAGCAAUAACAAAAUAAUAAGCGAAACUGUGUUUUAAAUGUUAUUUAUUAUGAUUAUAAUUUUACAUUGUUAUAUUUUAAAUAAGUUUAGUGGCAACUAAAAGGAAGUACAUAAAGUGUUUAAAUAGAUUCUUUCUUUGUUAGGAAUACUUACAAAUGUUCUAAUUGUCAGUCCAUUUUCAUAUUGAUUAAGCUUUUUUUCAUUUUGUUUGAAUUAAUAAAAACAAGUAAUGGAAGUAUAUUGUAGAGGAUGUUUAGUUCAGUAUAAUGAUCCGUCUGAAUUGAUACAGUAUACAGAGAAGAAUAGAAGAUUAUUUAUAUAUUGUACUGGUAUACAGGUUAAAUUAAAUGAUAGUUUUACAUUCCAAUUAUGCAAAGACUGCUACCUCAAUAUGCAAGUUAGUUGCAAAUUUAAGAAGUUAUGUCAUAAUUCUGAUAAGAGAAUAAAAAAUUACUUAGCUUUAAAAAAUUCUGGUGAAAAUGUUGACUUAUCUACCUACCUCAAAACAAAUGAUGACUCUAUAACAUUCAGGCUACCAUUGCUUGGGAAUAGUACACCAGACAAAAGUAAUGUUAAAGAUGAGGAUAAUGAAUCAACAUGCACAAGUAUACAAAACUUUAUCAACGACAUUAUGGCGUCAGAGGAGAUACCGGCCACGGAAGCGCGCAUCAUACGGGAAGUGAUAGAGGAAGAGGCGGAUGUUCUAGAUGAUUCUUUGGACUCACAUUGGCUACAAGAUGAUUUAUCUAUUGAUAAUAGCUGCAAACUAGAUUUCAGUUUCAGUCCAUUUGUAACACCAAAUUAUGUGAACGAAGAUAGUCCGAAGAAAUUUAUAAAUGAAAUUAUAAAGAAAGAACCUGAGGAGGCCGUCACAUUUAAAACACCAGAAGACAUCAGUGUUAAAGUCGAAUUUAAGCUGGAAGAUUGUAAUGAAAUGGAAACGAAAUGUACAAUAGACCAGAAUUUAGAAAAUGCCUUACAAAAUGAGAAUAAUGAAAAUGUCUUCUUGGAAGAUUUACUGGUUACACCUCCAUUACAGUCAAAUAUAUCUGGACCCCCAACUCCUGUGAUAAACGAUAUACUAUUCGGUGAAAAAUUGGAAAGUGACAGUGAAAAUUCUUUAAUGAAAAAUAUAGGAAAAUGUAUAGAAGAAUUUAAGCCUGUUAAAACCGAAAACGAUGUUUUGGAGGAGAUCUUAGCUGAAACUGUCAAAGAAUUUGACAUAGAUGGUGAUAUUGAAAUGAAAACAGAAAUAUUAAAAGAGAAAAAUACCUACAAGAACAAAGGUAAAAGAAAAAUCAACGACAAGAAGAGAAAACAGCUGGCAACAAAGUGUUCAUCUCCGGAUGAAAAUAAAUAUAGUGUAACUAAUUUUUAUUGCAAAAUGUGUAACAAACAAUUUAAAAAUCUGGCCGCGUUGAAAGUGCAUUGCGGUAGGAAACAUAAAUUAAGAAUAAAUUACAUAAAUCCUGAUCCUAAAAUAGGAAAGCCUAGAAUUUGUGAUUAUUGUGGAGUGAUAUAUCAUCGUUUACCACAAUUUAUAAGGCACAUUAAAAGUCACACUAAAACCGUAACACCACGUUCGUAUGUAUGCCAGCUUUGUUCGUUGAAAUUCACUUCUAAGGCCAAACUUGAUAUGCACCAGAAUACUCACAAAACGAAAUCUUUAGAUCCACAGAAUGAAAAGAAAUUCGUUUGCACUAUUUGUGGUGCGGGCAGUUCGUCCGCCACCAACUUGAAGACACACCUCCGCCGGCACUCCAAGAACUACACGGUGCACUGCGAGCAGUGCGGCCGCGGCUUCUACAGGAAGACCGACCUCACCACGCACUACAGACUCCACACUGGAGAAAAACCUUACCCCUGCGAGCAUUGUAAUAGAACAUUCGCACGACGCGACGUUCUCAAUAGGCAUAUGAAAUGUCACACAGACGAAAAACCAUUCGUAUGUCCGUACUGCGACAUUCGGUAUUCAAAGAAAUAUAACUUGCUAGCACAUCUAGAGAAAGGCAAGUCGUGUCGCAGCACAUUGCCUACAGAAGGCAAGGACGAUAGCAACGUGGCGGUGUACUACGCUCCCGUCGUCGGCAAUGACGUCAUUGUGGAUGAAAAUGAAGCGAAAGAACUAGAAAAAGACUCAAACGCUGACGAAACAUAAUAUGUUAAUAAAGAUUAU